This is a messenger RNA of Cavia porcellus (domestic guinea pig), 521 nucleotides long. RefSeq names its product rap guanine nucleotide exchange factor 2-like. The coding region runs from base 69 to 308 and encodes 79 amino acids. The record is from RefSeq and is a predicted model, not a curated record. The transcript has 2 exons. NCBI's taxonomy places the organism in Eukaryota, Metazoa, Chordata, Mammalia, Rodentia, Caviidae.
UCUGCUUAAAUAGUUCUUUUAAAAAUUGUUUUGCCUAUCUUCAGGCCACAGAAAGUGAAGCUGGUGAUAUGGACUUGAGCGGGUUACCAGAAAAGGCAGUGGACUCCGAGGAUGAGGAUGACGAGGAGGACAUCCAGAGGGCCUUGGACCUGCUGAUGAGCAGGGACAUCGUGUGGGACUGUCUGGAGAAGGACCUGAUCCACAGGACCCAGGAAGACAUUGCUGGACUCCUGGUCUGUGAUUCUCAAUGGUUCUGUGGAAGUGACUUAGCCAAAUGGAAAAGCAGAAAUACUGUGCAUGGGAAAUAGUUUUGGCGUCUCUCCUACCAUGGACAAAGAGUACAUGAAAGGAGUGAUAAGAACGAAGGUGGACGACUGCCAGGUAUGACACAUCAUUAACGGUACACAUGGGACAGAUUGGCCAGCUGGCGGGGUGCUCGGGGUGGAGCCAGGGCCCUGCAGGUGCUGAGCAAGAGUUGUGCUGGAUGCUGGGCUACGAGCCUAGACCGAUGUUUCUCUAAA